AUGAUUAAUUACGGUAUAAAAUAGUCCGCUUAAACGAAAAAAAAAAAUAAAAAAUAAAAAGGAGAGAGGGGGACGAAGAGAGGAAGAGGAGAGAAAGAAAGGGAAGGGGGGGCCGUAAUGCGGAAUCCGAUCUUUUAAUCUCAGUUGGCCGCAAUUAAAACAAACUCCGCCGUAUAACUCAAAUAUCCCUUUGCAUAAAAACAUAUGGCCUCGCUAUAAAAAUGAUGGCUGGAAAACACUGACCCAUUAAUAGCCCGCGGACUGAUUUAUACUUUAUUGUUCUGCUCCCCCGCCACGUGACCGGGGCAGCCAAUGGGCGCCCGGGCUGCCCCCAACUUAUUACUGACUCUACUUCUCCGCCAGCACCAAGUUGUUACGUGAAAGCCGCAGCCCCGAAUUGCGGCGGGUCGGGCGCCCGCGCCGCGCCGCGCCAUGUCGGCCCCCGGGACCCUCAGCAACUACUACGUGGACUCCUUCCUGGUGCCGGAGGGGGACGAGCUGGCGGCCCCCCGCUACGCCCCCGCGCCGCUGGGGCCGCCGCCGCGCCCGGCGCUGGCCGAGCACCCCGAGCUGACCCCCUGCAGCUUCCAGCCCAAGGCGCCCGUCUUCGGCCCCCCCUGGAGCCCCGCGCACCCCGCCGGCGCCAGCGGCGUCCCCGCCGUGUACCACCCCUACGCGCACCACCAGGCGCCCGUGGCACCGCCCGACGGCAGGUACAUGCGUUCGUGGCUCGAGCCUGUGCCGGGCUCCUUGUCCUUCCCCGGGUUACCUACCAGCAGGCAUUACGGCAUUAAACCUGAACCGCUGGCGGCCAGAAGGGGUGACUGUACCACGUUUGACACUCACACUUUGUCUCUGUCUGAUUAUGCUUGUGGUUCUCCUCCAGUUGAUAGGGAUAAGCAAAGCCACGAAGGCGCAUUCUCUGAAAACAAUGGAGAAAGUGAGGCAAACGGAGAGAAACCACACAUUGAUCCAAAUAACCCUGCUGCUAACUGGCUCCACGCGAGGUCCACCCGGAAAAAGCGCUGCCCUUACACCAAGCACCAGACGCUGGAACUGGAGAAGGAGUUUCUGUUCAAUAUGUAUCUCACCAGGGACCGCAGGUACGAGGUGGCCAGGCUCCUCAACCUCACCGAGAGACAAGUGAAAAUCUGGUUUCAGAACAGGAGGAUGAAAAUGAAGAAAAUCAACAAAGACCGAGCAAAGGAUGAAUGAUGGAGAUACGCAGGUUAAAUGGAAAAAAAUAAUUAAAAAAAAAAGCAUAAAGUAAAACAAAAACAAACAAAAAAAAAAGCAAACAACAAAAAAAAUAAAAACAACACCAACAAAACCCUCCCCUCGAGCCCUGCCAUGCAAUGCGUCUGGGUCCAGGCCUCAAUUGUUUUUCCAAGGCAAAUUCUGAUUACGAUUGUACCUUGCUUGUCACAGUAGCAUGGAGAGGCCAGUUGCCAGGAGAGGUACAGUAAGACUUUUCAUUUUCUAAUAGGAAAGAAAAAGGGGGCAUUAGCACGAAACGGCUGUUGAGCUAGCUUGUAUAAAUCUACCUGUUUCUUCACUUAAGAAAAAGAGGAGGAAAAAAAAAAAAAAAAAAAAAAAAAGAAGGAAAAAGGAAAAAAAAAUAGAACGACGAGCAAAAACUACCUUUUCAUAAUGCACAACUAUUUACGGACUGUAUAGUUUAGUCGACGUAGUUAAUUUUAUUCGCUCUUUGCGCGGCAGAGAGAUCUCUGCUCUAAUACUUGAACACUGUGUUUUAUUGUGGUAAUUAUGUUUGUGACUCAAUUUAUGUGCUUGGGUGCUGUACCAGAUGUAAUUGUGUAAGCUAGAAUUCAAUUUGAACUCAGGUUGUUUAUUAUAAAAAUGGCAUAGAGUAUAGCUCUGUAGCGUAUUAAGUCUUUUCUGUAUAAUUAGACAGUUAACCUUUGAUUGUAAAAUAUAUAUUAUAUAUAUAUAUAUCCCAAUUUAAACACACACACAAAAGUAGGAAAAAAAAGUUUGUCCGGGAUGUCUGGGAAUGGCGGUUCUCAAAAUACAUGGAAACGAGUCGUUUUAGUAUGCACAGUUGAUAUAUAUAUCGUACUGUCUGUGUCAGUUGUAUAUAUGAUCUAUAUAUGAAAAAGUAACUAAGCAGACUAGCUUAAUAUUGUUUUUGCACCAGUGAGCAGUUAGCAGAUUUCGGAGCUAUACGUAUAUGUGAAAGGGUAACUACCUAUGGUUUACGUUUUAAUUUUAAUCGAAUGAUUUGAUGGUUGUUGUAAUGAAGGUUAAUUUUAUUGAUAAUAAAUUAUACGCUAUAAAAACCUACAUUUGGUUAUUGUAAAUUUGUAUCGCUUAUUAAAAAAAAAAAAAAAUCAUAGUAAUAAUAAAUCCGGGAAGUGAUGUUGAUGCAGAACGUACACUGUCUAUUUUGAAAUAGUUACCUCAUGGCCUACUGACCAAAUCGUUGUGUUGAAAUGAUAUUUAACUUUUU
Lagopus muta (rock ptarmigan) is the source of this 2470-nucleotide messenger RNA. It is a transcript of the gene HOXA9, whose product is annotated as homeobox A9. Lineage: Eukaryota; Metazoa; Chordata; Aves; Galliformes; Phasianidae. Gene Ontology annotation, molecular function: DNA-binding transcription factor activity, RNA polymerase II-specific; RNA polymerase II cis-regulatory region sequence-specific DNA binding. Gene Ontology annotation, cellular component: nucleus. Bases 433 to 1215 code for a protein of 260 amino acids. The record is from RefSeq and is a predicted model, not a curated record. Gene Ontology annotation, biological process: anterior/posterior pattern specification; DNA-templated transcription; proximal/distal pattern formation. The transcript is spliced from 2 exons.